Bolinopsis microptera is the source of this 2628-nucleotide messenger RNA. RefSeq lists its product as uncharacterized. The coding region runs from base 131 to 1612 and encodes 493 amino acids. The transcript has 4 exons. The record is from RefSeq and is a predicted model, not a curated record. NCBI's taxonomy places the organism in Eukaryota, Metazoa, Ctenophora, Tentaculata, Lobata, Bolinopsidae.
AGGUAAACACUAUGGAUACCACGUGACCAACACAGAACAAUGAAACUAGUGUAAAAGAACUCUUAGAGUCUACUGUAGUGCUAACAAUACGCACUUUCUGCUUAGUAGCUCUAGUUUGUUACCAGUAACUAUGCUUAAUGGCAAUGUUCGUCCAGUACCUUCGCAGGACGCAGGAUCAUUUGUACCUAACAAGAAUCGUCCUUACAGCUGGACCUCCAGUACCUCCACCAUCUCAUCCAACUCUAUCUUCAACAAGUCUGAGCCUGUGUUCCGUUUAAACGAUGAUCUCUCAACCCCCGUUUUCACGAGUAACAGCUCCCUCCAACUGUCGUGGAGGAACCCUCGUAAUGAGAUGUCAGUUACCUCCCCGGUAGAGUACAGAUCCAGUUCUAGCACUAUGUCCGACCACGAGACGUGGGAUGAGGAGGAAUCUACUGAUGGGUCCCGUAUCUACCCAGUUAGAUCUGGUGACAUGGCUACUACUUCUUUCGGGACACGUGACCCCUACUCUGUGUCCUCUGAAGAGCUAAUGGACACCGUGUUCGAUAGCAGGUCACCAAGGACUCUCUCUAAAACUAAGACCGGGUCAGCUGAUACUUCCUGGUUAGAAGACAAAUUAGCGAAGGAUUUAAGCAGCAUCAUGCCCACUUUUGAGUUCUCCAAAACCUCGUUUAAACGUUUAUCAGAUCGCCCCAUGUUCUCCUCUAGUUCUGAUUCCGCCUCUGAGGCUAGCAGUGACGAGUCCCAGUCCAUGACUUAUUGUGCCUCUCCAGAGUUGGAGCCGCGUGUUCCUCGCCACUCCUGGGCCAGUAACCUCGAUAUCAUAGACUCCGACCAUGAGACCUUAGAACGGUUCAAGGGUAACGCUAACUCAAAACGACCGAAACGUGACAGAUCAAGGAGCAGGAGGAACAGUUAUGAUAACUCAUUUCGGUACAGGAAGCCGUCGUCUGAGAGAGGAACCCUGAAGAGGAACCAGAACCAAAACGAAAUGCAGGACAAUAAACUGACGUACCUUCGGUUUGAGAGCCAGACUAAGUUCAAUUAUAAUGAGCGGGGUAUUCCGGCUCUGAAGCGACUUAUCAAGAGCAAGAGCAACUCUUCUGAGCUCAUCAUCGAGGGUGAUCGGCUGGUGGUGAAGUUCAAAAGACGUAAAGAUCUGCUCUGUUCAUCUGUUAAAACCCGGAAAAGGAAGGUUGUUCUCCACCUGUUGGAUGUGGUAAAUGUUCUGGUGUUCACUGGUAGCAACACACUUAUUAUUCAGUUCAAAGAGAGCACCAAGACGAAGCUCCUAAAAGAGAAAUCUACGCUGGACAAGCUUUCAGACACGAUCAGGAGCUCCAAGUCGAACUCUCUUAGUCGGUCUAUGAGAUCAGCGUAUUCGGAUGGCGACUCUGAGAUCUCAGAACUGGAGGUUGGUAGGUUUCACAAUAGCAAAGAACUCGCGGACCUUAUUUUGAAGCAGAGACAAUCGCUGGUUCCUAAAGGUAUUCUCAAGCGAGGCGGCAGUCUAGCUGCCCGACCAGUAGAGCCUAUCAUGAUAAAACCAGCCAAGAUGGGUAUAUCACCCUCUCCUGCCGAGGAAAUCAUGGAAUGUCUUACAUAUGUUUAGUUAUUGAUUUGCAAGCGUUGGAUCUCCAAGUUUCCGUAUCUUGAGCUCAUCAGUGCAAUAGGGAGCUGUAUGUUUUGGGGAGGCGUCUAGCUUACUAUAGAUACAAGAUAAUGAUGCUUUCACCCAAUUUCCAGUAGCCACAGUUUGCUGUGUCAUUGAAGUAACAUUUUUAUUCGAUUGUUAAUUUACAUUGACUACUAGACUCAUAGAAUUGUUUAAACAUUAAAUCUGUUGUUAUUCAUAUUUUGUUUGAUGCAUUUUUGAAGUUUUUAGCUAAUAUUUACGAUUUCUUUAUAAAUGAUUUAUAUUAGGUAAUGAUAGUGAUCUGUUUAUAUGUAGAUGGCGGCGAUUAUGAUGCAUACGGGCAACAUUAAUCGUAUAUUGCAAUUUUUAGAUAUGGACUUUUAGCAAUACAAAAGACACAAUAUCUUUAGCUUCUGCUGAUUUGAGUUUGAGGAUUGAUUGUUAAAUUUUAUCUGAGAUCGAUUGAUCUCUUUAGUGAUUUAUUUGGUUUUUGGUUUUACAAAAGUAAAUGUUGGUCGUAAAAUAAAUCAUUUAAAAAUUCCAUUCGUCACUAAUUUAUGGCGGAAAGUACUAAACAAUUUUGUAAAAUGUAAUUCUUUUUGCAAAAUGACCAAUGUGUUACUAAUAGUGAUAAUAUUGAAGAUAGGACUACUUUCUUAUCAAAUUUGUUUGAAUCUUCUCUUAGCCAGAUUCCAUAUCAUUAUCACAUGUAUAAAAUUGUACGUUCACGUAGUUUUCGAGAUAGGUGUUUUGAGAGUUAAGGACCCCAUUGAAAUUUCAAAACUUCGAGUACCCACCGAUUUCUCAACAAAUUGCCGUAUAUAUUAAUGCUUUUCAAACAAAGUUACAACGAAUUCUUUAUAUAGUGCAUCCUGGGUUUGGACAGGAUAUGCCCGUUUAAAAUAUUUCCAUCACGUUAGUCGUUACAUUACAUAAUUCUCAAUAAAUGUAAUAGAUUUGUAGUGUUGUAAUUAGUUUAAAACACUUAUACA